This is a messenger RNA of Trichomycterus rosablanca, 2168 nucleotides long. RefSeq names its product spindle and kinetochore associated complex subunit 3 (gene ska3). Lineage: Eukaryota; Metazoa; Chordata; Actinopteri; Siluriformes; Trichomycteridae. Gene Ontology annotation, biological process: chromosome segregation; mitotic cell cycle. The transcript has 12 exons. The record is from RefSeq and is a predicted model, not a curated record. The coding region runs from base 64 to 1911 and encodes 615 amino acids. Gene Ontology annotation, cellular component: spindle microtubule; outer kinetochore; kinetochore.
AAGCUCCGGAAAAAGCGGCAAAUUUGAAAACAACGGCUGCUGUGUUCUAGCUGGAUAGCCGGCAUGGACACAUCAACUCGUUUCUUUGCGAAGUUGCGGAGUCUGGCAGUAACAUUAGAAACAGAGAGAACAAACCUUGAACAUACUGCCAGCCAGAACCUGGACGAGGAUGAAGGAUUUUGUAUAGAUGAAGUGAAAAGUGGGGCAGUCAGAGCACUACAUGAGCUCCAUUCUGAGGUUAGAGCACUUAAGAGGCAGUUUCAAAGUCAAGUGGCAUCUCAGGAGGAUGGAAGUAUUGAGCUGAGGAGCUUUAUUAAAGCCUGCAUGAUGCUGAAACAGCGGACCACAGAGGACAUUGAAAGAAUUCAAAGACAUUAUGAAAAAUAUGGGUAUAAACAACUAAAAGGAAGCGUUACAGCAGAGGUGAAUGUUAAUAGUGAAGCAGAUACAAGAUCUCAUCUACAUAAUGAGCUGGAGACCGGGUCAGCUGAGACGGUGGCAGGAGAUGAGAAAAAGGAGGUCGAAGCUCUGGAGUGUGAAACACCUGUGAAGACGCACGCUCCAGCUGAUGACCUAAUGCGCACUCCUCAACUGUCUGAUUUUGGCUUGUCCUCACUUCACCUGCAAAUGAUGCUUGGUAAUACAGAACUUGCUCAUGAAGUAGUUCCAGCUGUGGCUCUUACACCACCACCACUUGUCAUGACUAUGCAGGAAUUUCAGCCAAAAACACCCAGGUGCUCUCUGCGCAUGGAUGAAGAUGCCCUUACCCCUCGACUAGAAGACUUUGGAAUUACGGAGAACACAAUGUGUUUGAACAAUGACUUUACAAUGGACUUGUUUCGUAAGAAACCACCAAGGGACAGACAGACGAACAGUGAAACACGAGAAACUGCACAAAGACCACCACACAGCCUCCCUACUCCUCCAUCCUGUGUUGCACCUGGAAGUCUUUCAAAUGAUAGCAUGGAAUCCCCAGAAGUUCCAGUGUUUUCUACUUUCGAUUUUAAGAUAAAUAAACAUCUGGGUUCAUCGGUUACUACGCCUAACAGAACGGAUGAUCCUCAGUCUCCUACUCGGUCUAGUAAUGCAGCUGCUACCCCUGAGCUUCCUGCAUUUGAGACACCAUACAUCAGCAAGCUCAUCAGCGCCAAAAAGGAGACCAAAAACAAUGAGAGGGAGAAUCAUACAAGCUCAAUGAAUAGCAUAUCUGACUCCUCUGAGUGCCCUGUCAGAGUUUCUUCAUCAGAUGUGCGACCGGUUCCAGUCAGCCUUGCUCAGAAUGAGGAUGUCACACCUGAGAUGCCACGACUGCAGUCCUUUUUCGGCAGCUCUUUACCAUGUAUAGGAGGACCUAAUCAGUCAGCCUUAACUGAACCAGCAGCACCUGUGUUGCAAACUGAUGAUGAGCCCACUCAGGACUGGUGUCUGGCCACCCCACGUGUCCGCAUGGAGUUUGGAUUAGAGCCACGGACGCCGGAGAUGCCCGAUAUGAGCUCCAUCACACAGGAUAUCUUCAAACUUGUCUCUCAAGCAAAUAAACAAGCCCCUACUGCAGUGGUUCAGCCAAGCUCAAAGGCUAGUGUGCAGGCAUUGGCACAUGGAAAGGAGAACAGAGCUCAGUGGGUUGCUCAGGUGUCAGAAAAAGAUUUUAAUGGAUUAGCCUCAUACAUGACACAGAUCCCACUUCCCAGUCUGAAUCUAGCAAUCAAAAAAAUUAACCAAGUCCUUGAGGAGCGACGCAGAGAUGGUGAGCCCAAUUUUGCUGAAUUUCAUAUGGAAGAUUUAAGAAGGGUAUUGGAGGCAGGGCCCCAGGCUCCCAUGUACAUUCUGUGCCUUGUCGAGCUGAAGCGCUUGGAGAAUGUGCAGGGCUUUGGAAGAAAUGCAACUUUUAAGGUCCUGUCCAAGGUGUAAAAAAUGUGAAGACUUUUUAAAUUAACACUAAUAAUGACAGGAUGAGUAAACAAAUACUUAUGUAAUAUUUUGCCAAGUUAAUUUUUGGGUGUACACAUGAAUUUUAACACAUUGUCAGAGCAAAGAUUUCAUAUUACCAGUGACCCUUCCCAUUUUAUUGGUCAUACAAAACUAUUAUUUUUCCAGCAGUAUUUUGAUAAGUUUUUAGUAUGUUAUGUGCUUUAGUGUAGUAGCAAAUGUAUAUUAUGCUAAUAAAA